Cephus cinctus (wheat stem sawfly) is the source of this 3507-nucleotide messenger RNA. Its product is annotated as probable RNA-binding protein 19. The coding region runs from base 504 to 3221 and encodes 905 amino acids. Gene Ontology annotation, molecular function: RNA binding. The record is from RefSeq and is a predicted model, not a curated record. The transcript has 14 exons. Lineage: Eukaryota; Metazoa; Arthropoda; Insecta; Hymenoptera; Cephidae.
GGUAAUUAUUUAAUCGGUCGGAUUCCUUAUUCAUUGGUAAAACAGAAUGAAGAACUAUGUUGUAGAUUUAAAGAUGUAUAUACUCUAUUACAAAUAAAUGUUACUUUCUAUAUUGUUGAUGUCAUAUCAAUAGUUUUCCUUCUGCCGGCAUCAGAUAAAUUCUAAAUUUUGCUUCCAGCGGUAAGUAACGGAGAACCUCUGUCCGCGGAGCUAAACGUUGGUGAUCACGCUCAGCUCGGCUACGACGGGAUACGCAUUGUCGACAGAGGCGAUGAUCACAAAAUCCUACUUCCAGACUUGCCGCUACGAUCUAGCGCCAUGAUUUUGGUAUCGCCUAAAACCGUAGCGUUGUGCAUCUCCCUACUUAUCUCUGUAAAAUUCAUAACAAUGUUACUUCAGGGUGAUACACGUGCUUUUCGGGAUUGAACCAUGUGAGAUUUGUAAUGUGUUAUUACUGGUGUAAAUAGUUUAUUUGUACAUGAAUUAUACGUAAACCAGAGAAAAUGUCCCGAAUAAUCGUGAAGAAUUUACCAAAAAGUGUUACAGAAGCUAGGUUGAAAGAAUUAUUCAGUCAAAAAGGAAUUGUUACGGAUGUACAAUUAAAGUAUACAAAGGAUGGCAAAUUUCGGCGUUUUUGUUUUAUUGGUUUUAAGGCAGAAGAACAGGCACAAGCUGCUUUAAAUUACUUCGAUAAGACAUGCAUCGAUACUUCAAGAAUAUCAGUGGAUAUGUGUGCCAGCCUAGGUGAUACUUCAAAACCAAAAUCUUGGAGCAAGUAUGCUUUGGAUAGUACAACUCACAAGCUUUCUAAUGAAAAGGAAGUACCGAGCAAUGAAAUACAGGAGCAUGAAAAAAAGACAAAGUCCAAGAAAAAGAAAGAAGUUGGUAAUGAAGUUAUAGAUGCUUUAGAAAAGCACAAGGAUGAUCCACUCUUUACUGAAUUCUUGGAAAGCCAUGCCGCAGGAGCAGCUAAGCAGGUCUGGAGCAACGAUACUAUAGCAAACAUUAAAGAUUUUGGAAAUACUGAAGAGGAAAUUAAUGAAAAUGAAAAAGAUAGUGAAAAUGAGGAUGAUAGCUCUGUGAAACCAGAUAACGAAAAGAAAAGUGAUGUGAAGGUUGCAGUGCAAAAAGUUUCCGAUCUUGAGUACAUGAAAUCGCUGAAAAAAGGAUCUCAAUCAGCUAAGAAAACUGAUAGUACUACUGAAGGUACUAAAAAUGCGCAUGGUCCUCGCGAAUUUUUCACAGUAAAAGUAACAGGACUUGGAUAUAAUCAAAAAAAGAAAGAUAUUAAGCAAUUUUUUCAUUCAUUAAAACCAAAAUCUAUACGAGUGCCACAAAAAAUCAAAGGAAUCGCAUUCGUCGGUUUUGAAACCGAAAAACAAAUGAAACAGGCAUUAAAUAAACAUAAAAGUUUUCUAGCCGGAAAACGUUUAUUCGUAACGAAAUACGAAAAAAAGGAAAAUCCACAAAAUGCAACAAUGCCAGAAAAGAAAAUCCAUAAUCAUAAGUGGAAGCAACAAGAAGAAGCUCUCGAGAAAGAAGAAAGUAUAGCUGAAUCAGGAAAGAUGUUUAUUAGGAAUUUAGCAUAUACAACAACUGAACAGGAUAUAAGAGCAUUAUUUGAGAAAUACGGUCCCCUGUCGGAGGUGAAUUUACCAAUAGACAAAGUUACAAGAAAGCCAAAAGGUUUUGGUACUGUAACUUUUCUAAUGCCUGAACACGCAGUAAAGGCCUAUUCAGAACUGGAUGGCUCAAUUCUAAAUGGAAGAAUGCUUCAUAUACUCCGGGGGAAAGGAAAAGACACAAAGGGGGAGUUAGCUGAUCAAGAGCAUUUGUCCUACAAGGAAAAAAAAGAAUUGCAAAAGAAAGCAACAGCAGGAUCAUCACAUAAUUGGAAUACACUUUUUCUGGGCCAAAAUGCAGUAGCAGAGACUAUAGCGACAACGUACAACACAACAAAAGAAAAGGUACUCGAAGACACUGGUAAUGGUACGAGCGUGGCAGUAAGACUUGCACUAGGAGAAACGCAGUUGGUUCAAGAUGCAAGAAAAUUUCUAGAAGAGAAUGGUGUCCGUUUGGAUGCAUUCAAUAGGCCAGCUGAGAAACGUUCUGGUACUGUGAUACUUGCGAAGAACUUGCCCGCGCAGACUAAUGUCCGUGAGGUUCGAGAAAUUUUCACUCGACACGGUGAACUCGGACGUGUCGUAAUGCCACCUUCGGGAAUAACUGCGCUCAUCGAGUUCCUCGAGCCGUCUGAAGCGCGAAAGGCUUUCUCAAAAUUAGCUUAUACGAAGUUCAAACAUCUACCUCUGUACCUAGAGUGGGCACCGGAUAAUACUUUCACAACAGCUCCAAGCGAAUCUAAUAAAAAUAUGACAAACGCAGACAACUCUAAGGUAUCAUCACAGGUCAAACCAGUUCACACGGUAAAAGAAAACUCUGACGAGGGUUUUAAAAAGGAAGAACAAUCUGAAGUAAACACAAAUAUUCGGCAACAAGUGGAGGACGAAGAGGAGGAUGAGGAGGAGGACCAGCCAGAACCGGAUACAACGUUAUUCGUAAAAAAUCUAAAUUUCUGCACAACCGAAUCAUCAUUGAAGGAAUAUUUCUCAAAAUGCGGCAAACUGCACUACGUCACAGUUGCAACAAAGAAAGAUCCUAAUAAUCCAGGUCAAAAGUUAUCAAUGGGAUAUGGUUUUGUGAGAUAUAAAACAAAAAUGGGCGCAGAUCGUGCUCUGAAAGAACUUCAAAUGACAUCAUUGGAUGGAAAGACAUUGGAACUCAAACGGUCCGAAAGAACACUUCAAACCGACGUAGUGACUGCGAAGAAAUCAGCCAAAAUAGCAGCGCAAACAGGAACGAAAAUUCUUGUGCGAAACAUACCAUUCCAAGCGCAUGCCAAUGAGGUGGAAGAGCUGUUCAAAGCGUUUGGUGAGAUCAAGGCGGUGCGGUUACCGAAAAAAUUGGUGGGAGUAGAAAAACACAAAGGAUUCGCUUUCGUGGAGUAUUACACAAAGAGCGAUGCCAAGAGAGCAUUCAAAGCACUUUGCCAAAGUACCCACUUGUACGGACGUCGAUUGGUAUUGGAAUGGGCCCAAGCUGAGGAGGGUGUGGAUGAGAUUAGAAAGCGAACCGCAAAACAUUUUCACCAAGAGGGACCGGACAACAGAAGUAAAAAGGCUAUGUUGGAUCCAGAAUCUGUGGGCCUGGAUGCAGAAUAAAGACAACACAUUACUAAGCUAUUAUCGUUCCAAGUUUAGAAACUCGCCUACCUACGUGAUUAGGAUAUCCCCAUAAAAAAAUAUAUAUACACACAAAGAAGUAUCGCGAGAUUCGCAAAUUUAGUUAUGCUGAAAUACACAAAGAGGAAACCUGAUUAGAAUGAAGAUGAUUCCACGACGAUUCUCCCUACCACUGCUACUAAAAGUACCCAUUUGACCAGAGAGGACAUUGUGAUAUUUAUUCUCUGAAAUUUACAUACAAAUAAAAGUUCCUCUUUCGGCGAAA